CAUCUACACUAUCUGCACGAAUAUAUACCAGCUGGAGACAUAGUACAGACUGCAGGCCAUAGCUGUCCCUCUUUUGUCGCUGAUGCGCAACUCUCGCGGUGGAACCAGCUAUCCUUGAUGACAUAGUCGUUUGACCGGACCGCCAUGCAAGGCGUCGACGCUUCGCCACACCGGUUGACCACCUUUCCUGUUGCGUUUCCCGAAGAGGAGGAGAAGAACCAGGUCAAUCAGGUUAUAUCUUCUUUGUUCAGCAAAGUUCGAUCGCGGUUUGCUCCUCCGACUCCAGGGGGCAGCUCAGGUUCAACGAGCGCUCAAUCGCAUGGACAUGAACAGGCUGUGAUCUCGGAAGAAAGGGAUGGGUUCGAUCGACGUCCAGCUUCGCUGUUAGGGAGUCAGAAAGCUCGAGGCUCGAGGCCUUCUAACCAAGAUCUCCAAUCGUUCUCCUUCGGCCGUCCAGAAUCAAUCUCGGAGGCGGGUGACUCGUUACAUAGACCGCCAUCAUUACGCCUGCCUUCUGGAGAGUCUAGCAAGCCAACCUCGAUCAAGUCUAUAGUCCGACCACCUGCCUUGCCUCGGUCCCUAUCUAGUCGUCCUGCACCCGGGCCUGCACCUCCCCUCAUAUCUACUACUCCGGUUAUCCGUACGCAGGAUUUCGCACACUAUCUGCAUCAGAAUGCUACUGGAUCAAGCGAUAAUCUGUCAACGACCGCAAAUGGUGCAUCGACGCCUACACGCACUAGGGAUAGGUCAGACUCCCGAUCAUUCGUCCCUAGGCAUCGGCAUACAGGUUCAGCCUCGUCUUUCACCCGUUUCCGCAAGCCUUCCAUAUCGGGCUCGCUACUCCAAUUCUCGCCUAGCUCUGCCAACCUCGCGUCGUCGUAUCAGAGCGAUGGUAUCCCCUUCGACUAUACACAAGUACCGGGUUUCGCCAUCGCGGAUGAUUCCCGGAGUAUCCAUACAAUCGAUACUGCUGUUGGCUAUACUAUGAAUUCGUCGUUGGGCGCGAACGGGAAAGGGAGACGUAAUAGAGAGAAUAAAGAAGGUCAAGUGAGCGUUGCCAAGAUUAUCAGGCGGCUCAGGGGGGAGGGGCUCAGCAAAACAUACUGGAUGGCGGACGAGACGUGCAAGGAGUGUUACGAUUGCAAAUCAGUAUUCUCGGCUUGGAGAAGGAAACAUCAUUGUCGGAUAUGCGGUCAGAUUUUCUGUUCGCGCUGCGCUCCGAAUAUCAUCAAAGGGUAUCGAUUUGGUGUCGAGGGCACUGUUCGAGUGUGCAAUCUGUGCCUGGAGUUGAUGAACGAAUGUGACGACGAAGAGGAUCGCCGAUCGGUGACUUCCAACGGAACUUCGCAUAUGCCCCUGUCGGCUGGACCGGUGUUCCAUAUAGGGGAAGACGGUAGACCCCCGAACAGCAACCAGCCCUUUGGGUACAGUCAAUCACCAUUUGCCGCGUCACAACUCUUCAGGCAUGUCAGUCAUGGGGAUACUCUAGGAGCUAUUCGCGAAAAUGGCUAUAGGCGAACGAGUGGGAAUUCCGCGCUUGACGAUCGCUCGGAUGGUGAGGUAUCACCUCCAGGCACACCAUUAUACGAGCGUGGACGAUCAGACUCUCUACUUCAAGCCCGAACGAAGCAUCCUUUGUUGCAUGUGAGACCCAGAAAUACCAGUCGUGCUCCUGGUGAGUCCGCGCCAUUCCGGCGCACUAUCAAUGAAGAGGACACCGGAACGGACGAUCACGGGACACCCAAGUCUCACGAACUUGAGAUUGAUCAUACUGAAGAGCAUCGAAGCGGAUCUUCCGUAACCAAGGCAAAUGGCGCGGACCCUCUGUUGGCACCUGACGAAGCUGUGACCCGCAGUGCAGUAAGGUCACCGCGCAUGGACCCGUCACACACGGAAGCAGAAAGGACGAUGCAGCCUUUGAUAGCCUUUCCUACCAGUAAUCUAUCGAAUUCGCCUACGGACGAGAAGAGUCUGGACCUUCCUGCGCAUCUUCUGUCCCCGCAAACCACAAGGACAGAAUUUCCUCUCGCAAAACCUCCGGGUGCUCUGCGGUCUAGACUUUCUAGUCGCGUCUCGACCUCGGGUCUAUCUGGCGUGUUACUCUCCGAUAAUUUGGGCUCGAACGACAUGUGGAACAGUAACAAUGAAACUGCGGGGGGAGAUAACGACGUUCUGCCUCCAGCCUCCCUUGCCUACUUCCGCCUGAUGCUCAGACAGACCUUGAAACGGGAAAAUAUCACAAAAAUAGACGACUGGGAGAACGUCCUAACUCGUUUGCUGUUGCAGACCGCCUCGACUAUCAAGUCGUCGGUCAAUGCAGGGGAUUCCAUGGACGUGAGGACGUAUGUCAAGAUCAAGAAAAUCCCCGGCGGCAAGAUCACUCAGUCCGAAUAUGUGGAUGGUACCGUCAUUACCAAGAAUUUGGAGCACAAGCAGAUGCCACGUCACAUGCUCAACCCACGAAUCAUGCUUCUGACCUUUCCAAUCGAUUACCACCGGGUCGAAAGUCAGCUGGUCUCGCUAGAGCCUCUGCUCGCGCAGGAACGGAACUACCUCCAGCACCUCACUCGGCGGAUCACUGAUUUAAGGCCUCACAUCGUUCUGGUUGAGCGAAACGUUUCGCGUUUGGCGCUAGAUUUCCUGAUGAACGCAAAAGUCUCGGUUGCACGCGGUGUCAAACCCUCUGCACUUCAGCAGGUCGCCCGGUGUACUCAAGCGGAUAUCAUCGGAUCGAUGGACCGUCUGGCUAUGGAGCCGCGAUUAGGCCGCUGCGUGGAGUUCAAAGUUCAAACUUUUGAACACCGACUAAUACCGGGCUUUAGGAAAACGUUCAUGCGUUUCGAAGGAUGUCACGCAGCCUUCGGUUGCACUCUCAUCUUACGGGGUGGCGAUGUGUACCAAUUACAGGUCAUCAAACGGAUCACCGACUUUAUGGUCCUGGUCAUGAACAACCUGAGUAUGGAGGUCUGCUUGUUUUACGACGACUUCAACAUCAUGCCUCCAGCUAGCAUGAUGGAGCGACGAAACCAGGCUUCCAAAUUCAUCCGGCAUCCUUCGCUUGCUGGAACUUCUGCGUUCGGCUCUUUGGGCCGUGCCAGCACAACCUCGACACGGAAAGAUCGAGCUGAAGAGCAAGAGCAAGCCGAUCGUCAAAGCGACGAGAUUGAGAAGAGUCUGAGACCGUAUUUGGAUACUGCCUUAUCUAGCUCUGCCGCGAUCGCUUAUCCACCUCCAGCUCCCAUCGCGAGAAUGAGCCAGCUUGAUCUCCGACUAAGACAACUCAGGCUGGCCCGAGAUGAAGCCGAGGCUGAACAAAUACUGCUCGAGGAAGGGCUCGGCGCCACUACCCCUCGUGGGAAUGAUGGGAAACACGGUCAAGAGCUUUCGCUCGAGUCGCAAGAGUCCUUCCAUAGCAAUGAUACAGUCAAAGCUUCCAAUCUGACGGACGAGACUGCCCUGAGCCACAAGGCCACGGUGAUGUUGGCAAUCGAGGAGAUUAGGCUCGAGAGCGAUAUCGCCCAGACAGAAUUCGAACACAGCGAACAGUUAAAGCUAUGGAGCUGGUAUGUCAGUCGGCAUCCUCCAGAUCUUCGACCGGAGCUUUACCAGGGGAUCAAUUAUCUCUCGUCUUUGGUCUGCGAAGGCUCCGACAAGCCAUGCGUAGGUCCGCAAAUGCUCACUCGGAACUUUUACAUGCAAGACGAUCGUACAAUCGGGCAAUACCUCGAGACUCUCUGCACAGAAGCGACACAAGCCUGUCCCAACAAACAAUGCUCUCGUUUGCAGCUCCAUCAUUUUCAAGUCCUCGUACACGGCUCGACGCGUUUACAAAUCGCGAUCGAUCAGUUCCCAUGCCCAUCUUCUGGAAACGAGAACAAGAUUAUCACAUGGAGCUACUGCAAGCUAUGCAAAGAAGCCUCUCCGACGGCCUUGAUCAAGGAGGAAACAUGGAACAUGUCUUGGUCAAAAUACCUUGAGCACGCGUUCUACCCUCCAACCACGCGCGGUGGGUUCGCUUGUCCACAUGACGCAUACCGCGAUCAAAUUCGAUACUUUGCGUUACGAAACCUGGCCAUUCGGAUUCAUAACGAAGAAAUCGAUAUCUAUGAAGUACAAAGACCAUCUUUGACUUUGCAAGUCCGCCAAGAGAGUCGCGUGCUAAUCAAAAACCAAGAGUACACCACGAUCAGCACGAAGUCGGCGAGCUUCUUCGACUCGGUCUCGCUCCGCUUGAGAACAUUUGAUUGUCAGCUUGUCAAACCGGAGAAGGUUGAGGAUCUGAGGCAGGAUCUCGCCAAAAUGUCGGAGCGCGCUAUGUCCGAUCGCCACUCCAUGCAGGACAGCCUCGACCGGACCUACAAGUUGUCAUCUGCGACAGACGUUUUGGCCUUAAAUUCCGUCUACUUGGCUCUGCAGGAGAGGGUUGUACAAUGGGACACGGAUUUCCAGGAUCUAGACAAAAAGUACCUGCCUUCGGAAAAAGACAUUCGGCAUAUGACAGCCGCACAUCUGAAAAGGCUGUUUGCGGGUCAAGACUUCUUUCCCAGUGCUGACAGAACGGUCAGUGGGCAAACUGUUACGGACCUGGCCGAGGACCCUUCCAACAAAGAAGAAGAAAUCAAAGCUAGUGACAAACAAGAGCCUAUCGACUCGAGCACUGCAGAAAAAGGUGGCUCGAGUCCGGAUGCCGAAGUUCCCGCAUUAGUACUGGACAGUUUCGACGACCCGUUGGCGACUCCUCUUGCCGAACGGCCGUCUUGCCAUGACUUGAUCCCGGUCGAUGCAGAUGCGCCUACUGAAAGGGACUAUGAUAGCGAAUCGACCAUCUCGGCGCUGCCUCGUGGUAUACUUGAAACCCGUCCCUUGACUGCAUUUCGCCAAGCAGACUCGAGCACUAGUGGUUUGGAGUCUGACGCCGUCGUGUUUGCCUCCAGGCUGCCCCGACGCACUCGCCCCGCUCCGACGGUGGCAGACUUGGUGCGGCGUUUUCAGGAUUCAACGCAACUGGAAAGAACAAUUGAAUCGCUCGGAUACCGCCUUCCCCCUUCAGUCAGCAUGCUGGACAAGGAUGCACGCGAAUCCGAUAGCGAUCAGGACCGGCAGACACGGCCUCGGCUGAAAAGAGGCAAAACGGAAGGAUACCAUUCAAGAAACCGAGUAACUAAAUCAAGUGGGAUGUCCGAUGGAGGUGGAAGCUAUGCUCUGAACGCUUCGAGGAUACCCACACUGUCUGCGACGCGGCGUCCCACCUUGAAUCGAUAUCUUUCGGUUGGACAUGAAAUAAAAGAGGAGGAGCCUGGGAUCGUCGAGGAAGGGCCUGAUUCAAGUCUAGCUGUGCCUCUUCGACGGAGUCAUUCACCUCGUCUUCGUCGCAAUAAUACUGAGCUCUCGCUCGAGAGAGACCGUACCAAACGGCAGAGGGCGGAGAUCGGUAAAGUUGGGAAAGGCAAAGCCCCGGUUCGUCAUGCCGUCAAACAGGAUACCUUAGGCGAUAUUCCGAGGCCAGGUACGCCCGGCCUCAGAGCUCCAUCUCGGCGUGGGGGCGGUCAUGGUGGUAAUCGGGUCAGCACGAUCGCUCGUCACUUCGACCGCCUUUCGAAAGAGGCAGAGCGUGACCACGUUCGAAGGAUGAAUCAAGCUCGAGGUAGACGAGCUCGGCCUGUCGGCGUCACCCGAGCUAAGAUUCACGUCUUCAGUAAUGCUCGCGACGCAUUCCGAGACGACGAAACCGACUCGGCGUCAAGUGAAGCUGAUGACGAAGAAGAUAACGAAGCCGAGAACGACUUUUCCGACAAGGAGAUCAACAAGCCGACUAAGCUGGCGCUGAAACCGGCAGUUGCUGGAUCUCUACCUGCGCUGGAGACUGAGACCAGUCCGCUAGACAAGACUGAAGCGCAUCCGCCCAUCGCCACACCGAAUGCAGACCGCUUGGUACCGGGAGCCUCUACUCCCUUGUUCGAACCUUCUUCUGUGACCCCUUCAGAGGCUCCUACCGACGUCUCGUUCAAAGAUCGUCUACAAAUUACCCUUCCUCCCUUCGAUACCUCUACUCCACUCCUCAGUGUCCCACCGACACCGCUACUCACAGGUCAAAUUGAUACCCACCAUGCAGCAUCGCACGCAUCUGAGAGCGAAGCACAGGUUUCAGUUGGACAGGAAAGGCAUUCCAUCCUCAAAACGCUCUCUAAUCUGUGGGCUUAUCGAUCUGGCGAUGUGACCCUAUUAGAGUACCCUCUGUCCGCGUCGGAACACGUCUUUACCGACUCUACAAUUAUUGUUCGCGAAGACGAGCCCACGUCGAUCAUCGCGUUUACUCUGGCUUCCAAGACAUAUCGAGACAGGUUGCGCAGCGUAGGACAUCACAGAAGGGAUACUAGGCGGACUGACGGGACAACCGAAACAUCGACUACCGGCGGCUCGGUCGAUGACGCUGCUUCUGUGUAUUCAUCUGGCGCUGCACCCGAAGAUGUGCAGGAUCCAGAUGACGCUUCCAAGAGAGAGGGCGGGACCCACAUAAACUACGACAUUGAAAGCGGUAGCUCUACCAUCUCAUGCCGUAUCUUCUAUGCUGAGCGUUUCGCAGCGCUGCGAUCAAGUUGUGGCUGCGAAGAUCGCUUUAUCGAUUCUUUGGCCCGGUGCAUCAAGUUUGACAGCUCGGGAGGGAAGUCUGGGUCGGCAUUCUUGAAAACCAGAGACGACCGCUUCAUCGCCAAGGAAGUGUCGAGACUAGAGUUGGACGCAUUGACCAAGUUCGCACCUUCGUACUUCGAAUACAUGAAGCAGAGCAUCCAGCACAAACGGCCAACGGCGCUGGCUAAGAUCUAUGGCUGUUUCAAGAUCGGAUACAACAAUACCACCACGGGAAAAGCUAUGCGCAUGAACGUGGUCAUCAUGGAGAACCUCUUCUAUGAGCGCCGUUUCGAUCGAAUUUACGACCUGAAGGGUAGCGUGCGAAACCGGCUGGUACAAGCCACUGGCAAGGAAAAUCAAGUACUCUUGGACGAAAACCUUAUGGAGGUGAUCAAUCGCCAACCAUUGUACAUGCGAGAUCAUUGCAAACAGAUCUUGCGCACCGCGCUGUGGAACGAUACCCUAUUCUUGUCCGGGCUGAACGUCAUGGAUUACUCGUUGGUCGUGGGAGUCGAUAUAGAAAGAAAGGAGCUCGUAGUGGGAGUGGUCGACUACAUCAGGACGUUCACAUGGGACAAGAAGCUUGAAUCAUGGGUAAAAGAUCUCGGUGGCGGCGGACGAGGCGAGCCUACGAUCGUGACCCCUAAACAAUACAAGGUCCGAUACAGGACCGCGAUGGAAAAGUAUUUCCCAGCCGUGCCCGAUCGCUGGACGCGAAUCUCAAACGACAACGGUGCCAAUCAGAACCUCGACGAGGACCAUGCACAAGCACUGUAGUACUGUAGCAGACCCAGGCGCGCAACGACCAUUCACGACCACCUUCACGCAUCUAGACGCCCCCCAAACUUUGUAGCCACUUUGAUACACAAACAAGAUUCAUUGUCAUCAAGU
Messenger RNA from Filobasidium floriforme, 7521 nucleotides. RefSeq lists its product as uncharacterized. NCBI's taxonomy places the organism in Eukaryota, Fungi, Basidiomycota, Tremellomycetes, Filobasidiales, Filobasidiaceae. Gene Ontology annotation, biological process: phosphatidylinositol phosphate biosynthetic process. The record is from RefSeq and is a predicted model, not a curated record. The transcript is spliced from 14 exons. The coding region runs from base 145 to 7407 and encodes 2420 amino acids. Gene Ontology annotation, cellular component: fungal-type vacuole membrane; endosome membrane. Gene Ontology annotation, molecular function: metal ion binding; 1-phosphatidylinositol-3-phosphate 5-kinase activity; ATP binding.